Solanum pennellii is the source of this 1972-nucleotide messenger RNA. Its product is annotated as F-box/LRR-repeat protein At3g48880-like. Gene Ontology annotation, molecular function: protein binding. Lineage: Eukaryota; Viridiplantae; Streptophyta; Magnoliopsida; Solanales; Solanaceae. The record is from RefSeq and is a predicted model, not a curated record. The coding region runs from base 749 to 1702 and encodes 317 amino acids. The transcript is spliced from 5 exons.
UUUGCCUUAUGAUACCCAACACUAACCAGCAAUAAGAAAUAUAAAAUCAAUGUAAUGUAAUAUUUUGGUGUAGAUUAAUUUUCAAUUUCAUUCAAUAAUGGAAGGAAGCUAGGCUAUUGUGGUCUUCUCCUCCUCUUCUUCCCCAAUUGUACAACUAUGGCUGUAGAGCUAUGGCAAACAGUGAAAGAUUCUAUCACAGUUCUUUCUCCAUUAAUCUCUUCUACAGUAUGUUGUCUCGGAGUUUUUUGGUUCGCCAGAUCGUGCUCACCACCAGAGACUUCGAGUAAUGGAUGCAACCACCAUUUCAGCUUGAAGAGAUUUCUGAAGGGGAAUUGGACCAGUAUGAUUCAAAGAAGAUGGCAAUCAAGGGUCAGAUCUGUCGUAUUUCUAAGAGCAGUAUGUUGUCUCGGAGUUUUUUGGUUCGCCAGAUCGUGCUCACCACCAGAGACUUCGAGAAAUGGAUGCAACCUCCAUUUCAUCUUGGAGAGAUUUCUGAAGAGGAAUUGGACCAGUAUGAUUCAAAGAAGAUGGCAAUCAAGGGUCAGAUCUGUCGUAUUUCUAAGAACAGGUAGGAUUGCAAAAAAGGAAAAAAAUAUUAAAGAGUUUUGACCAGAAUGAAUUUACAGGUGGAUGACUUCGUAUAAAACUCUCACUCCUUAUCAACUAACAUCCCACAGUUUUCACCCAGUUGUUUUGCGCACACUGAAGAGGAUAAACAAUCUUAAGGAGUUCAGGAGAUUGAAGCUUUAUGGAGUUCCAAAAAAAUAGAAAGACUGAAGCUGCUGAUAUGGGAAAAGGAGACUCUCCUGUAAGGAGAUGGGAGGACCUUGAUAUUAAUAUCUUGGUCACGAUACUCCUGUACUUGGACAUUUUCCAGUUGACAAGUGUGAUUCCUCAAGUUUGUCGUGCAUGGCGGUUAGCUUGUUGUGAUCCACUUCUCUGGAUUACGCUGGACUUGUCCGUGUUGCAAUCGAACUUCAUCAGACUCCAAGUGAAGCCAUACGUGUAUGUCGACAGUCCGUCUGAAGAAAAAUUGACCGGACUCCUAAAUAAUUGCCUGAACCUCAGUCGUGGAAACAUACAAACAUUGAUCUUCCAUCCUAAUUUGUAUGUUAACGACAAUCAAUUGACUACUGCUGCGGAGAGGUGUCCACGGCUUAAACGCCUAGUUAUGCCUUCUUGGGACAAAAUUAAAAAGCGAACAAUGUGCAGGGCUAUUCAUAUAUGGAAUGAUCUUGAAUCACUAACGAUGCCAAGUAUAAAAAAUCCUGCACGUGUCAUAGAGGAAAUUGGCAGGAGUUGCCAAAAAUUUGUUGCACUCAAAGUUAUGGGGCCCUGUGAUAUGCUUUUCGCAUCUGCACUGGCUUCUUUUCUUCCAAACUUGGAAGUUUUGAGUGUGAGGUGCACGGUUUUAUCUAAACCUGCUCUGGCUAUUAUCUUGGAGAAGUUAAAAAAGUUGAAAGUGCUUAACAUAUCUCAUUGUGCAAUUACUGAAGACUCUCCACUCGAACCGAUGAGAAUUCUGACCAAGCUUGAUAAAUCGAUUCUUGAAAAAGCGUCCAGGUUAGACGAAUUCCUAACCUGCAUGAGUGACUCCUGCAUCAUGUGUCAGCGCACUCUAUAUGAUAAAGGGUUUUUGAGGUGGUACAGGUAUGAAGAAGACCUCUGGAAAGUGGAUGAGGUGAAAUCUCUUGCGGUUUGACAACUUUUAGAAGAUAUUGCUUCAUGAGCUGAAGGUCUGGAGCAAAUGUGGAAGCUUGUGUAGCUUUCGUGUUCUUUGUGUUUCUAUGAACUUGUGUUUUUCGUUUUUGGGUUUUCGUCGUACCAAUUUCAUAUGUAUUGCCAAGCAUAGUAAGCUUGUACUUCGUUUUGCUAAGCUUUUGGGAUGCUAGACAUGUUUAUUUUCUCAUUAUAAAGGUGAGAUAUUUGGAUAAACUAUGGGAGAAAAUAAAUGUUUUUGAAAUUAGCAAAA